AUUAAGAUAAAAUAAGUUGAUGGGAGGUAGUGUAAACUUAUAGUAUUACUUAUUGCAAGGCUUAUUUCAUAAAUUGGUCAUUUGAAUUAAUUCAAAUGCAACGAUAAAGCUUUUCUGUUCAGGACUAGUUAUUAAAUGUAUAUUGAGUCGAACGGAUCGUCGUUAAUUCGUUAAAUAGUAGAACGUAAAGAAGUGUUUAAUUCCAUCGAAAAUGGGAGGCGAGGAAAAUGUAGGUGUUACUACAGGCCAACCAAAUUUAUUUCAGCAAGAUCUGUCAAAAUUGGACGUAACUAAGCUCACAGCAUUGUCAAGAGAGGUUAUAAGUAGACAGGCUACUAUUAAUAUUGGAACCAUUGGACAUGUGGCUCAUGGUAAGUCGACCAUAGUCAAAGCUAUUUCUGGCGUGCAAACUGUACGUUUCAAGAAUGAAUUAGAAAGAAACAUUACUAUAAAACUUGGUUAUGCCAAUGCUAAAAUUUACAAGUGCGACAAUGAAAAGUGCCCAAGGCCAGCAUGCUACAUCUCCGGUGGUUCCAGUAAAGAUGAUUCGUUCCCAUGUCUGCGACCGGUCUGUUCUGGUCGUUUUCAACUCGUUCGUCAUGUGUCCUUCGUCGACUGUCCCGGACACGAUAUUCUUAUGGCUACGAUGUUGAACGGAGCAGCUGUUAUGGAUGCUGCAUUGCUGUUAAUUGCCGGUAACGAAUCUUGUCCGCAACCCCAAACAUCAGAGCACUUGGCUGCUAUUGAAAUUAUGAAACUCAAGCACAUCGUCAUCUUACAAAAUAAGAUAGAUUUGGUUAAGGAAGGACAGGCCAAGGAGCAGUACGAUCAGAUUUUGAAGUUUGUACAGGGCACAGUCGCGGAAGGUGCUCCGGUUAUUCCUAUUUCUGCACAACUUAAGUAUAAUAUUGAAGUUCUGUGCGAGUAUAUUACAAAGAAAAUACCAGUUCCUAUAAGAGAUUUCACUUCGGAGCCACGCUUAAUCGUCAUUAGAUCAUUCGACGUCAAUAAGCCUGGAUGCGAAGUUGAUGAUUUGAAAGGAGGCGUAGCUGGUGGAAGUAUUCUCAAAGGUGUAUUAAAAGUCGGAAUGGAGAUAGAAGUGCGUCCAGGUUUGGUGUCUAAGGAUAGCGAAGGUAAAUUGACCUGCCGUCCAAUAUUUUCGAGAAUUGUGUCAUUAUUUGCCGAGCAAAAUGAACUACAAUUUGCCGUUCCUGGUGGUCUCAUUGGAGUUGGGACAAAAAUUGAGCCAACUUUGUGCAGAGCCGAUCGUUUAGUUGGUCAAAUUUUAGGAGCAGUGGGUGCUUUGCCAAAGAUAUUUAUUGAAUUGGAAAUAUCUUAUUAUCUUUUGAAAAGAUUGUUAGGUGUAAGAACCGAAGGAGAUAAAAAGGGUGCUAAAGUACCUAAAUUAUCCAAAAACGAGGUUCUUUUAGUGAAUAUAGGAUCGCUGAGUACUGGAGGGCGUGUAUUAGCAACUAGGGCUGAUCUUGCAAAAAUCAGCUUAACAAAUCCAGUGUGUACAGAAAUUGAUGAAAAAAUUGCAUUAUCAAGAAGAGUAGAAAAACAUUGGCGUCUUAUUGGAUGGGGUCAGAUUAGAGGCGGUGAAACAAUUGAUCCAGUGUCAGAGCAAAAUUAAUUAUACGAAGAGAACGAAGCAGUGUACAAUUUAUUACGAAUAAAACACUAUGGAAA
This is a messenger RNA of Ceratosolen solmsi marchali, 1689 nucleotides long. It is a transcript of the gene Su(var)3-9, whose product is annotated as suppressor of variegation 3-9. NCBI's taxonomy places the organism in Eukaryota, Metazoa, Arthropoda, Insecta, Hymenoptera, Agaonidae. Gene Ontology annotation, molecular function: GTPase activity; GTP binding; tRNA binding. Gene Ontology annotation, biological process: formation of translation preinitiation complex. Gene Ontology annotation, cellular component: cytosol; eukaryotic translation initiation factor 2 complex. The transcript has a single exon. The record is from RefSeq and is a predicted model, not a curated record. The coding region runs from base 212 to 1633 and encodes 473 amino acids.